CAUAGCCGUCCAUUGCCAACCAGCGCUAUUUGAAUGUACAGCUACGUUAACGACAUGACCGAUCAAAGCGCAAUUCAGCCCCUGUUUGCUCCCACGACUGACGGAUGUACCUGACGGGUCCAAAUGGCUCAUGGUCCUCCGUGCCCUGAAUGACGACCUGUUUCGCCCGACUUCUUAUGACCGACGGAGAGUGCGAUGCGUACAGCCUUCCUGAAUGUCCAUCUCGUCACUACACCGUUGCUUGUGAUGCCCCUGUUUGCACGCAUACGCCAUCGUGCGAUGCGAAGAGUCCUAUGGACUCUGCUUCCAGCUACCUGUCUCUUCUCCUUCAUCCUCUACAUUACUAUUCGCAGACCUUCCGAUCGCUGCUCUCCCUACCAACGUGAAGUCUCCCACCCAGUACAAUGGGACGCCAGCGAUGUAGCCGCGGCCGUGUCAAAGAAGGGAAAUGGACAGCACGCUGCCGAAGGACCAGGCAGUGAUGUGGCCAAGAUGGGAGCCGUCAAAUCUGCCUUUCUCACCAACUAUGGCAACUACUCACAGCAUGCCUGGGGCUGCAACAUACUCGAGCCUUUGUCCCUCUCGGGUUCCAGCAAUCAGGGAAGAAUAGGCGCCUUUGGAGCGACGAUCAUCGACUCCCUCACGACGAUGAUCGUUAUGGACAUCCACGUCGAAGACAAGCACAGUCACCUCUUUGCCCGGGCGCUCAACUUCACCCAGCAUCUCGACUUUACUCGCACAAAGGGUGGUGACAGGUGCACAGGCUGCAUCUCCGUCUUUGAGGCUACCAUUCGGUACAUUGGCUCCCUUCUAUCGACGUGGGAGCUCUUGGAACUACCGCCCAAGCAUCACUGGCUGGUGGAGCAGGCAGAGCGCAUCGCCCAGUCCCUACUCCCCGGAUUUGUCUACGCAAUCCCUUACAACUAUGUCAACAUCAACAAGGGUCAGCCUCGGAACACUUUCGAGUCUGGCAGUCUGGCGGCAGCUGGUACAUUGCUGCUCGAAUGGUCUCGUUUGUCGACUCAUACUGGCAACAGGACAUAUGUCGAUAAGGUCCGGGCUACGCAGAGGGCACUGAUGCAGGCAGGAGAUGUCCUCCCAGGUCUCGUCGGCAGCAACGUCUAUGCUGUGAGCGGCAAGGUGAGCGGCAAAGCGGGCACGCUGGUGACUUACGGGCCGGGUGGUGACAGCUACUAUGAGUACAUUGCCAAAGCUCUGUUCCUUGGAGAUACUUCUAUUGACAACGAGGCCUAUCUCAGCACCUUCAACACAGCGUGGAUGUCUACCAGAGAACAUCUCAUUACGAAGAGCGGGGGCAGUAAGAAGAAUCUCACCUUCCUUGCCGACUACACAGCCUCAUCUGGUCCCAUCUAUAGGCAAUCGCAAUUGUCGUGUUUUGCUGGCUCGCUCUUUGCCCUCAUGGGUCGCCAUCUGACUGAGCCAGCGAUGACCACUGCAGGUCUGGAGUUGACUGAGUCAUGUGCCGAGACGUUCCUCGCGACUGCCUCAGGUCUUGGCCCGCAGGAGUGGCGGUAUCGAAGUCAAGAGGGGAAGGGAAGUGUAAAGGAUCAAAGGGCAUACGAACGCAACGGAUUCGAGGCGAUAUCAAAAGGCUACUACCAUGGCCCAGAGGCCAUCGAAUCCAUAUUCUAUGCCUGGCGUAUCACCGGUGAUCAGAUGUGGCGUGAUAUAGCCUGGACCAUCUUCCAGUCUCUCUCCGACGUACUGGAGACUGGAUCAGGGUGGGCCUCGCUGUGCGACGUAAACGCAAGACCGUCCGGCGAGGGGCAAGGCAGAUGGGCCGCGGCGUGGGAGAAUGAGCAGGGCAGCUUCCUCUACGCUGAAGUCUUCAAGUAUCUUUACCUCACAUUCACCUCCCCUAGCUAUUAUUCCCUCGAUGAAUGGGUCUUCAACACCGAGGCUCACCCACUAAGGCGGCAAGACGCCGACGAGCCAAAGAUUCAGGCUGAUUCAAAGGCAGGGCCAUUGUAAGUGACCGGACGUCUUUUUCGCAAGGACUGACACUGACAAUAGCGCAUGUGUCGCGACUCCUUUUGUGACUAGUCCAUACGUCCCUAUCGUCGACCGGGACCUGUCACAGAGACAUCUAGGUUCUCGCACUCGAUCUGCCGCUCCUCCAAUGCCAGUAGGCUAUUGAUAGAGGAGCCUCUGAUGGGGUUUGGCAGGGUCUUCAUGCUGUGUCGUCGCACAAUGCUCCGUUUCUCACGCGGCUCUCUAUUUGCUGAAUACGUUGAUUUCGGUGAUCACAUGAGAGUGCAAAGGCACGUGCGAGCAUAUAGCGCAAAGACUCAGGCUCGCU
Molecule: messenger RNA, 2320 nt
Organism: Microstroma glucosiphilum
Lineage: Eukaryota; Fungi; Basidiomycota; Exobasidiomycetes; Microstromatales; Microstromataceae
Product: seven-hairpin glycosidase
Exons: 3
Coding region: 196-1992 (598 amino acids)
Biological process (GO): carbohydrate metabolic process; N-glycan processing
Cellular component (GO): endoplasmic reticulum; Golgi membrane
Molecular function (GO): calcium ion binding; mannosyl-oligosaccharide 1,2-alpha-mannosidase activity
Source: RefSeq, a predicted model, not a curated record